Podospora pseudopauciseta is the source of this 672-nucleotide messenger RNA. RefSeq lists its product as uncharacterized. The transcript has 2 exons. Bases 1 to 672 code for a protein of 223 amino acids. The record is from RefSeq and is a predicted model, not a curated record. Lineage: Eukaryota; Fungi; Ascomycota; Sordariomycetes; Sordariales; Podosporaceae.
AUGUGGUUUAUCCUUGCCGAACAGAGGGAAAAGCAGCACCUGGAGCUGGAUCCCAACAAGGACCACGAUUCGUCUCAAAAUCGAGGCGAGAUAAUUGACAUUGGAACCAUCGCAAUGAGCGAAGUGCCAGUCAUGCUGUGGUGGAGUGACAAAGUAAAACUCUGGGGACCGUUUUUCACAGCGAUCCGGUGCGGGGAGUAUGAGUAUCCCACUUGGAAGCUGCAGACUGACCACAACUUCAAUCCCGAUCUAUUAAGUAUCGCCGCAACAGUUUACCUCGCCGUUGGCGCCAGCCAUGUGAGCCCUCCACGCUAUGGGAAGGUGACUGGGCUUGAUCCAACCGAUCAGCAGCAUUGCGACUUUUUGGAACAAAUCCUUAUGAAAUAUCGGAUACAGCUUUUCAACAAGACGACAUUUGUGCCCAGGCCCACAUACACAAAUCCGUGGAAGAGGAAAUUUCGAGACGAGCGUUCAACUAAUACGGUCACACCCGAAGAUUGCCUGACUAUCUGGGAGCAUUAUAUCAUGUGGCAGUUCGGAGGAACGAUUUCUGACCAUGUGUCAACACUAUCCGAUAAAGACUCUGAUUCUUAUCAGCAAAGAAGGCGCGAGGAAGCUUUCUGUCGCUGUCUCUGGUUGCUUCCUUUCUCGAAGGAAGGAAGCGGCACUUGA